This is a messenger RNA of Penicillium diatomitis, 7596 nucleotides long. Its product is annotated as Beige/BEACH domain protein. The transcript is spliced from 7 exons. Gene Ontology annotation, molecular function: protein binding. The record is from RefSeq and is a predicted model, not a curated record. Bases 1 to 7596 code for a protein of 2531 amino acids. Lineage: Eukaryota; Fungi; Ascomycota; Eurotiomycetes; Eurotiales; Aspergillaceae.
AUGUCUGCGCCGCCCCUCCUACCUGCCUCCUCAUCCGCCGCGAUCGACUGUCAUGCAGAGGACCUAGCACCGAUUGUCGACCAACUCAGGUCUCUGACCACGGCCGAGAACCCCCAAGUACCUGACCUCGCAGCGGCGACUGAACCUCUGCUUCGUCUUCGUCAUACGUUCAUCGACGAUGCUCGCCCGCGAGUCGCAAAAGAUGCCUUUCGCCAGAUGGCGGGAUUCCAAACAAUAUUGGAGCUCACAAAUCAGCUUGCUGAGAUGUAUGAUCCCAACGGCAUGUCAGAUGACGAACGGAAAGGUCUUCUGGCAAUCUACAAAGAUGCUCUGGGGACGCUCGCCGAAGCAUUGAAAACCCACCUGGGUAACAAGAGGUACUUCGCGCGAAAGAUAGCCGGCGGGGGUAUGGCGGCAUUAGAGCGAUCGCUUGCGACCCUCACAAGGAAGGUUGGCAAAUUUGAGAGCGAUGCGCAGCAACUCUAUGGCGCCAUACUGGCCGCAGCUUUAUGUCAGGAAACGGCGGCUACAACUUUUACAGCAAUGAGUGCCAAAUUCCGGGGGAAGGAGAGCGUCCUCUCACCACAAGAGGUGCGCAGCGCUGUCGACCAGUUUAUGGGAUCCGCGGAGACAGUCGAGGUUUCCGAGCUUCUUGGCUCCUUGGUACGCGUUUGGGCAGCCGAGUCCGCUUCAACAGGAUCAGAAAGCGAGAUCAUGCGGUUGACCUUUGCGGCCUGUCUGGGCCAACUGGCAGCACAGUCUCGUAGAAACGUCGUUGCGUUGCAUGCCACUGGUAUGCUGACUGCUAUUCUGUCCAUCUUGUUCCGGCAAGGCUACUCUGAAACAGAGAGGAAACUGUACCAAGAUCUGGCUCAUCAUCUGAGUGUGCAAGGCAUCAACAACCUGGAAGAUGCUGUUGCUCUGUACCGCCAUGCUCACGAUAAUUACCGCAACCUCGAGUUUCUACUAUCUGCGCUGAAAUACUCCAAGGAACCACCAUCUAUACAGUUCGACCUGUCCCUUCACGGCUUCUGUUCAGUUGAGUUUGCGACUCUUGGUCGGCCGUUCCCGCCGACUUCGUCUGCCGGGUACACCCUUGCGGCCUGGGUGCGUUUUGAUGAAUUCGAUCGCAAUACGCACACCACCAUCUUCGGAACAUUUGACGCGAGCCAGACUUGCUUUGUUCUGGCCUACAUAGAGAAACAUACAAGAAAAUUCAUUUUUCAAACCUCAAUUCGCGGGUCUCGGCCAAGUGUACGCUUCAAGUCGGCAACCUUCGAGACAAAUAGGUGGUAUCAUAUCUGCAUUGUCCACAGAAGGGCAAAGCCUGCGCAUUCGUCGCGGGCAUCGUUGUUUGUGGAUGGCGAGUUCAUGGAACAGCUGAAGAUCGAAUUUCCUACUACCCCAGUCAGCAACAACCCACACAGACCGCCCCGGAUACAAGCCUUCUUUGGAACCCCUCAAGAUCUUGCUAUGCGCCUUGGAAAGGGCGUUUCCAAUUCAAGAUGGUCUCUUUCAAAUGGCUUGCUGCUCGACGAAGCAUACAGUGAUGAUCUAAUUGCGGUCUUCUACAACCUUGGGCCAAGAUACUUUGGAAAUUUUCAAGACUGCUUAGGAUCAUUUCAAACGUACAAAGCUUCUGCCACCCUGAAUCUACGCAAUGAACACUUGCAUCCGGGAAGAGAGGAGGAAUCGGAUAUUGUUACAGCCAUCCGAAGACGGGCCAGUAGCCUCGUGCCUGAGACAACAGUCGUGAUAAAUCUGUCUCCAGUUGCCGUCCUGGAUAGCAAUGACGGCGGCAACGUCGGCGAGUCGCGACUCAGCAAGUGCCUUUCCAAACAAGCUGCAAAGAGCCUACAACAUAUGACGAAGGCGGGCGGCAAUGCAUUGGUAGUGAACGGAGGCACCCCGGCAAUCAAUGAUGGAUUGACGCUACCACAAGGAGUCGGGGUUCUCACAGGAGAACCAGUAGUGGCGGUGCCUUGGUCAAUGGACGAUGCGAGCUGGUGUAUAGGUGGCUGUGCAGCAGUUCAUCUCAGUCUGGUUCGAGCGGCCGACUCAGCACAGGCGACUCGUCUCGCCGUUGAAGCACUUUACGAAGCCGUGCAAGACAAUUGGAGAAAUAGCGAAGCUAUGGAACGAGAGAAUGGCUAUGGAAUCUUGGCCGUCCUACUGCGCGAAAAGCUAGGUUUUCAAAUAGCCAAUCCUUCGUCUAUCGGGCCAUCCUCAACCAUCAGCGUACCUGCUGAAGAGCACAACGAUCUCAUGCUUGACCUGCUGCGCCUCACGCUAAGGUUCGUAGGCUAUGACUUUGAACACCCAGAUCAUUCCAUCAUCGCGAACCCUCUGGCUUAUCGUGUCUUGCUUGUGGACAUGGACAUCUGGAGAUCAGGUGAAGGAGACGUGCCUGACUUGUAUUAUUCCCAAUUCCGUACAUUCGUGUCCGAUAGCAACUACCGCCACUUCAAUGCCAAACGUUUCGGGCGUAUGCGCGUUAGCAAGAAGUUGCUCGAAACUUUGAAAAGCAAUGAUUUGGCCGACGAGUCAAUCCGUCCCUGCCUAGGUUCAUUCCAGGCUCUUAUGGAGAGUAGUCUUUCUCCUGAUCUUCUUCGCUCACUCGCUCUGUCCAUAACGUUCAAUUUACAUCGACCCCGAACACCAUCUGCGCUCCACAAGAAGAGAAGCCUUCGAUUUGCUGGUCCAAGCUCGCCCCGGCCUUCAUCAUCGAGUAUAAGCCCACCCACAAAGGUUUCCGGCACGACACUAGCGAUAGAGAUGCUGCGACUCUAUGCAUCGGUGCUCUGCAAUGCCCUCGAUCUCAAUCCGCUGAAGAGGUUUGCCAAGGCAGUCACAAACAAGUGGCUGUUGUAUUUGUCUUGCGAGGAUGAGCCAGAAGUCGUUGUGCUCGCAGUCAAGAUCCUUGCACGACUACUUAUUGUUCACGGGAGCAGCUACAGCAAAAAAUUCUCCGACAAGAAUGGUGGUUAUACCGUGCUUGAAAAGAACCUGGACAAAUGGUGGAAUGUACCCGUUCUGUGGCCAAUCUGUUUCUCAAUUCUUUUUGGACAAGACCUUGCGGCUGUCGACCUUGACCGUCCAUUUACCGCCGCGGACUUCCUCAGUGUUUUCCUUGCGGAAGGCGACCUUCGAAUUGCGUUUCCUGAGAUGCUUCCCGUCAUUAUGAAUAUGCUCAAACAUGCAGCGGAAAGUCUUGUAUCAUUGGAUGAGCCUACUGGGCAAGAGCCAGUCAGUUCCGAUGUGCCGAAGAAAAUUCUCAUGUCUGCGCAAAAGUCUAAAUUAACUAGCGCAUCCGAGGUCCUUGUGGAAGGAACUUGCAUUGUGCACUCGAUUGUUGCAUUUCUGGAGGGGUUGUUUAAGGAGUCGAGAAACUUCCGGGACUUCACAAUUCAGUCUGGCUAUGUUCAAGAAAUACUCGGUCUUCUAUGGCCCACUGUCGUUGGUGUUCAGCCCACACACGCAAGCUUUGAGCUUCAUUCGCGACACGGCGACUUCAAUUUUGAAGAAAGUAGCUUUCUAACACGUCCCAAAUCGAGCCGCAAAAACAGCUCGACGCCACUGCAGGUGAGCAUCAUUGAUUCUGCCGAGAACCUCGACGAGAGUGCGGACUCUCCGCAGCGCCGCUCGUCAUUUAUACUUGUCUCUUCCGAUAAGUCCAAAAACCAGCCCUCAUUCGCGCGGAUUCAAAGGGUUGUAAGCGUGAGCCGUCCGGCCGAGGAAUAUUCAAGAAUUCACCACCUGGUCAAGUCCAUCGCCAGCCUCGUGCUUGACGUGUUUGAAGAGCAGCUUCUACAACGCAAAGAUUUUUCCGGACUAGGAUUAUACCACAAAACACCCGCCGGUAACCUAGAACAUCAGGCUGAUUUCAACUCAUGGCUCUUGAGCCUGUUCCUGUCGCGGCUAGAGGGUAUCCCCUCAACACGACCUCACCUCCUACACGAAGCUCGGGCCCUGACAAAUAUCGCGCGCUUUGCCACACAUCUCACAGAAGCUGUGUAUGAAGGGUGGUUCCUUAACGGGGCUGCUGUAGUUCUCGAAUUCCUGGGAGUGAUUCUGGAAUACAUUCAACGUCCAGAUGUAUCACACAUCAAGACCAUUCGCUUGUGUAGCCAGUCUGUGGCAACACUACACGCAAUGCUUUACAGGAUAACCCUUUUCCAACUGUCCGAAGCUCAUGAUUCAAAGACUUUGUCUGUUCUGCAACGCCUGAGCUACUGGCAAGUUGUCCUUCUCGCUGCCGCUGAAACGCAGCCAAGGAACCUGCAACUUCUGUGCUAUCUUCUCUACACGCGGCUUAUCAGCACAGACACCCAAAUUCGCCUUGCUGCCGCUAGUCUUUGGCGGAUGAUUCUGGUGCAAAAGCCUCAAGAUAUGUCGAACCUCUUGCGUCACGGCUCAGCUUCUCUUCAGCGCCGACUUACGGACGUGUUCGAGGCACUGGCUGGCCUGGAUGAUGAGAAGUUCUUGCGUGAGAUCGAUGACGAACGGCAAGAUCUUGAUGGCUUUUUCCUGGGUGUCUUGUCCCACCAUUGGGAGUCUUUCGUUGCGGAUGAAAAUGUGAAAAAUGAAGAGUCUGCUAGACACAGAAUUUCCAAGCGCAAGGAAAAGCUCAAACAGUGGGCUCAGUUGGAAAAAUACGACGAAGACGUUCUUCGCAAGCACGAUGCUACUCUUCCACAUUGGAUAUCCAAUAUUUCAGCGUCAGAAUUCCUGAAAUCUCAAAGAUUUCUUCAAGAUCUCCAAGAUAACUCGGUUUUCAUGUGGUCAGCCUUCUCAAAUCUCUUGUUAGGCUUGAAGAGGCCCGGUGCCCUUCUCGCGGAAGACAAAGAACGCAAUUACAAACUGGAUCAGACCGAAGGUCGCAGCCGCAUGCGUCUGCGAGUUGUUCCGGACGAGUCUGGUGAACGCCAAGAUUAUCAGCCAAAGCGAAAGGCUUCUGAGCCGCCAGCGCCCAAACUUGACCUCCGACUUCGCGCGUUGUCAGCGGGAGAGAUGGCUUCGUCGCCAAAGGCAACAAUAGCGAAGACAACCACUGGCGAGCCCCGGCAACAAGAUGAUCCUUCGGAAGAAACAGAUGACCGCAGCACGAUCGAGGAUGAGAACUUUGAAAUGGUCGAUGAUCCAAAGCUUGAGCUUGAGGAUUAUGAAGACAAGAACCGUCGGGUGAUGCGCUCCCUUCACCGCGGGGAUCAGGUCCAAAGCGUGUGUAACAUGUCUCGAAUCAUCGGCCUGGAAGCUGUAGAGGGUCUUCUAAUCCUCGGAAAAGACUGCAUCUACAUUCUCGACAACUUCUUUCAAAGAGCGGACGGUGAGAUUGUGAAUGUCUGGCAGGCCCCUCCAGACGAACGCGAUCCCUACGUACGAAUGAUAGCUGGCAGAGAAUCGAACGACCGUCGUUCACACGAACACGAGACUCGAAGCUGGAAGUGGGCCGACCUUGUUAGCGUCUCGAAGCGCCGAUUCCUCUUCCGGGAUGUUGCUUUGGAGAUAUUCUUUACGGACGGCACCAGCUAUUUACUCACGUUCUUUGCCGCACACGUGCGGGACAAUCUUUGCACCCUGCUCGGAAACAAGGCUCCACAGGUUACCGGAAGUGCAGGUCACUCGCGUCCCGAAGAUAUCUGGAGAUUCGAGACCCUUCGCAGUCAAGAGGAUGCGCCACAAUCUUUGGGCUCCAAAUUCGCAAGUGUUUUCGGUCAUCUACCUGCCAAUCCCGCUACGCGCAAGUGGGUUCGCGGGGAAAUAUCAAACUUCCACUAUCUCAUGUUGAUCAACACCCUUGCCGGACGAACAUUCAACGACUUAACCCAAUAUCCCGUCUUUCCGUGGGUUUUGGCUGACUACACCAGUGAAGAGCUCGACUUAACCAAUCCCAAGACUUUCCGCGAUCUUUCCAAGCCUAUGGGCUGCCAGACUCCAGAUCGGGAGAUGGGUUUCCGUGAGAGGUUCAACGCUUUUGCGGAGAUGGGUGAUGACAAUUCUCCACCAUUUCACUACGGAACUCAUUAUUCGUCCGCCAUGAUCGUGACCUCUUACCUUAUUCGUCUGCAGCCGUUCGUCAAAUCGUAUCUUCUCCUGCAGGGUGGUACAUUUGACCAUGCUGACCGUCUGUUUUACUCUGUCCGUAAAACUUGGGAGUCUGCAUCUCGCGGAAACAUGACAGACGUCCGCGAAUUGAUACCUGAAUUUUUCUAUCUUCCCGAAUUCCUAAUCAACUCCAACAAAUACGAGUUUGGAAUGCUGCAAAACAUGCGCACCGCAAUCGACUCUGUUGAGCUUCCGCCAUGGGCUAAAGGUGAUCCGAAGAUCUUCAUUCAAAAGCAUCGAGAAGCCCUCGAGAGCCCUUACGUCUCUGAGAACCUACAUCACUGGAUCGAUCUUGUUUUUGGCUGCAAGCAAAAGGGCGAGGCUGCCAUUGAGGCUGUCAACGUGUUUCAUCAUCUCUCAUAUAAGGGAGCGAAGGACUUGGAUGCAAUUUCUGAUCCCAUGGAACGAUUGGCGACUAUAGGUAUCAUCCACAAUUUUGGUCAGACUCCUGGCCAAAUUUUCCACCGAGCGCAUCCUCCGCGGGAGGGCCAGAAGUAUCGUGUACCUCGAUUAGAUGCUCUGGCGGAAUCGCUCACACAGAUGCCCUUGUCUCUACUUGGUGAGUUGCUCCGGGUUGACUGUGACUUUCGAUGCGCUGAGGCUAAUCAGGGUUCCUCACUAGAUAUUGGUGAACAUGUCACAGCACUGGCUAUGAAACAAGAUCGACUACUUUGUACAUCCGCUCUCCGUAUUAACGUACCACCAGCGUACGAUCAAUACCUAGAGUGGGGAUUCUUUGACGGAAGUGUCCGCUUCUAUUCCGCAGAAGGGCGCAAGCUGCUGGGACAUUUCGAGCACCUCCAUAUAGGCCAACUCUCAUAUGUGACUUUUGCUGAUUCGAGGACACUUGUCACUUGCGGCAACGACUGCACGGUUUCCUUGUGGACCGUGACUGCGACCUCGCGGGCAGUUGACUUGCAGCCUAUCGGAUCUCUCUUCGGACACCGAACCCCAGUGACCGUGCUGGCUGUCUCCCGUUCUUUCAGUACUCUGCUUUCCGCAUCCAGUGAUGGUCAGAUCAUGUUGUGGGAUCUGAACCGCCGUGGCUUCGUGCGAACACUGCCCGGAGACGGUGUAGUCGAUUGCGCUAAGGUCAAUGACGUGACCGGCGACAUUAUUGUGUGCCGAGGCCGCCGACUCACCAUGUACACUCUGAAUGGCGAGAUGGUGAUUGAUCAACCGGUCUGUGACGCACCCGACGACCGGGUUUUGUCUUGUAGCUUUUACGAGGGGUUGCAGAAUGAAUGGCUGGAGCGCGAACUAGUGCUCACCGGUCAUGCUCGCGGCGUGGUCAACAUCUGGAGCAAAGUUAUUCGCCACGGUGCAUUUGAACUGGAGCUCAUUCGCCAGCUUCACCAUACCGAUAGCAGCCGUGACAAUGGCGCCAACAUUCAGACUGGUAUCAGUUGCAUUCUGGCUCUUCCGCAGGUGGUGUACACUGGAGAUGAAGCUGGUCGAGUGUAUGAGUGGAACUGUGUUCAACGGCGCUGA